AUGCCCUCGAACGACGACCCGCACGCCUCCAACAGGAGUAGUACUCAUGAGACAUGCAACGCCAACGACUUCUUAAUCGACGACUCCGCCUUCGCCUUCGCCCCGCGCAAACUGCGCGUUGUCUGUGUGGGCGCCGGCUUCUCGGGCCUCACGCUGGCGUACAAGCUCAAGCACGAGCGGCCGCUCGAGAACGUCGAUUUCACGAUCUACGAGAAGAAUCCUGAGGUUGGGGGGACGUGGUACGAGAAUGUUUAUCCCGGGGUUGGGUGUGAUAUACCAAUCCACAGCUACAUCUUCUACUUCGCCCCGAACCCGGACUGGUCGCAGUGCUAUGCCAAGGGCCCCGAGAUCCAGGCGUAUAUCCUCGACACGGUGGAGAGGUUCGGCCUGCGCGAGAAGAUCCAGUUUAGCACGAGGCUCGUCAGCGCGAUUUGGAAUGAGGAUGAGGGGGUUUGGGACUUGAAGGUGCAGAGGGGCAGCGAGGUGUUUGAGGAUAAGGCGCAUGUGCUCAUCAAUGCGGGCGGGGUGCUCAACAACUGGACCCUCCCCGACAUCGAAGGGCUGGACACAUUCCAGGGGAAAGUCCUCCACACAGCGAACUGGGACCCAACCUACAACCCCAGCAACAAACGCAUCGCCGUCAUCGGCAACGGCUCCUCCGCGCUGCAAGUCAUCCCAGCCCUGCAACCCAGCGCCCUAAAGCUCACCAACUACAUCCGCCACCCAACCUGGGUCUCGACGAACCUCGCCGGCGACAUCACAAAGGACCAGAUGGGCACGAACUUCACAUACACCGAGGCUGAGAAGGCCCUGUACCGCUCCGACCCGGCCGCCUUCCUGGCGUACCGCAAAUACGUCGAGCGCAGCGUCAACAGCGUGUACAAGCUCAUGCUCUCGGGGUCGGAGGAGAACAAGUUCCUGUUUAACCUGGUGAACGGGGUCAUGCGCGAUCGACUAUCCAAGAACCCGGCUCUCAUCGACAAGCUGAUCCCAGACUACGAGAUCGGGUGCCGGCGGCUCUCCCCGGGCGACGGGUACCUAGAAGCAAUGCAGGAGGCGAACGCAUCGUUCUGCUUCGACCCGAUCCGCCGCAUAAGCCGCACCGGGAUCGUCACGGCAACUGAAACCGGCGCCGAAUCCCACGAGGAAUUCGACCUCAUCGUCUGCGCAACAGGCUUCAGCACAACCUUCAUCCCGGCGUGGACGUUCAUCGGACGGAACGGCCGCCGGCUCGACAAAGAAUGGGGGCCCCCCAACACCCCACAGGCAUAUUUCUCCCUCUGCGCGGGCGGAAUGCCCAACUAUUUCAUGUUCGGGGGGCCAAAUUGUCCGUUGGCGCAUGGCUCUGUGCCGGCGAUGCUAGCGUGGAGUGCGGACUACAUGCUGGAGUGGGUGGAGAAGAUUAGCAGGGAGGACAUCAAGUCUGUUGUUGUGCGGGAUGAGAGUGUGCGCGCGUAUAACCGGUAUGCGGGGGAGGGUCUGAAGCGCUGUGUUUGGUCGCGGGGGUGUCAUGCUUGGUAUAGCAGGGAGAAUGGGGCGGGGAGGGGGAAUACGGUGACGGCGUUGUAUCCGGGGAGUGCGUUGCAGUAUAAGGAGUAUAUCAAGACCAUCCGCGGCGAGCACUUUGAGAUCCGGUACAACACGUCCAAUCCGUUCCGGUUCCUGGGCAAUGGCGAGCUGGAGAUGGAGAGGAAUGGUGGCGACCUUGCUUACUAUUUGCAAUGA
Messenger RNA from Aspergillus mulundensis, 1725 nucleotides. Its product is annotated as flavin-containing monooxygenase. The coding region runs from base 1 to 1725 and encodes 574 amino acids. NCBI's taxonomy places the organism in Eukaryota, Fungi, Ascomycota, Eurotiomycetes, Eurotiales, Aspergillaceae. The transcript is spliced from 6 exons. The record is from RefSeq and is a predicted model, not a curated record.